Aspergillus costaricaensis CBS 115574 is the source of this 297-nucleotide messenger RNA. RefSeq lists its product as uncharacterized. The coding region runs from base 1 to 297 and encodes 98 amino acids. NCBI's taxonomy places the organism in Eukaryota, Fungi, Ascomycota, Eurotiomycetes, Eurotiales, Aspergillaceae. The transcript is spliced from 2 exons. The record is from RefSeq and is a predicted model, not a curated record.
AUGAGCGCACAGCGCAUGGAGAAAAUCGUCCAGGACUCCGUGGACCAAGAUGAGUACCAAGUCUUCAAGCCCCUCGUCUCGGACGACUACUUCGUCUCCAUAAUCGGCGUGAGUGCGGCCACAAAGCCAUCGUUAUCUACGGCAACGGGACAGACCCCAACCUCUAAAGCCGAACGCGUCGCACUGGUCCUCAGUGGCCCCGAAAACCCCCAGAAAGCUCGAUGGGCCUGCACCAUUGACACCCAUUACGACUGCCCUAUGGACAUGGCAUGGUGUGAAAGACAGUCUUGCCAGUGA